Owenia fusiformis is the source of this 826-nucleotide messenger RNA. The record is from the annotation of a GenBank genome assembly. Lineage: Eukaryota; Metazoa; Annelida; Polychaeta; Sabellida; Oweniidae.
AUUUUGUGAGGGAAAAUGUAAACAGUGAUCUUUGGCACUUUUUGGAAGAUUCAGUUUUUAAACAAGAAGCUUCUUCGAGACAAACUUUGCAACUUUUUGGUAUUUUAAGUGCUAUGUUAUUUUGUCACAAUUCUAACUGCAAAUUCCCCCUCCCAAUGAUUCUUGCUGAUGUCAUAAGUAAGCACACUAAUGACUCUACAUUGUGCCAUACUAUUUUUAAUACUUUUGGCAUUAUUCCCAGCAAAACAACUUUUUUGCGAUACCGUAAUGACAUUGCUGAAAAAAUACAGAACCAAGGCCCUAAUCUUAGACAAGAUUCAUUCUUUUAUAUCUCGGUUGAUAAUGUUGGAAAAGAUACUAAAUAUUCCAGGAUUAAAGCUGAUAACACUUCCAGAAGAGUUGAAAAGACAUCUACUCAAUUAGUUCAUAUCAAGCCUUUGUCAAAUAAACUUUCACAUGAAGAAAAAACAACUUUUUCUCAAACAGCGUUAGUUACCAAAACUGGCUUGUUUUUGAAAAGUUUUGAUGUUCGCCAGGAUUAUUUGAUGUUGUAUAGAGCCAUUACAUCUAUUUUGUUUUUUGAUUUAAUUCAUUGUGAACGAAGCGUUUUGGGCAAUCCAUCAGUCAUAUAUUUUUCUGGUUUAGAAACCAAGUUUGCAAAACUACUUUAUGACAAGGUUCAGUCCACAAUGUCAAACAAUACUUCAUAUUUUGAGAAAAUUGACCCAAAUGUUCCAUUUUUUAAAGAAAUAGUGGCUGUUGUAUUUCUCACAGGUUUCCCAAUAGGCAUUUUUUCCCAACUCAAGUCCGGAAAUUUUGAGCAGAU